Messenger RNA from Caenorhabditis bovis, 1320 nucleotides. Lineage: Eukaryota; Metazoa; Nematoda; Chromadorea; Rhabditida; Rhabditidae. The record is from the annotation of a GenBank genome assembly.
AUGUCGAAUAUUCCGAAUGUUCCCGAGGAGAUUAAAAAUUAUUUGAUGGAAGCUUAUCAAUUAGCACAGCAGUGGAAACUUCCAAAUGGUCGAGGAAGUUUCGAAAAUGCCGAAGCUAGCGAAAUAAAGAAUGCUGCUGUGAUUGGCGGAGGAACAAUGGGUCGAGGAAUUGCUAUUUCAUUAUGCUUGGCUGGUUAUCAAACAGUUCUUGUUGAAAAUAAUGAGAACGCGUUGGAAUGGUGUAGAAAUGAGCUGGAAAUCACAUAUGAACGGGAGAAACAAUAUAAGCGAUUGAAUGAGGCGAAAAUUGAAAAAUUGAGGCAUGCGAUCAAAUUGACGACAAAGCUUGAGGACUGCAAAAAUUCAGAUUUGGUGAUUGAAGCGGUUUUUGAAGAUAUGAAAUUGAAAUUGGACUUGUUUUCAAAACUUGACAAAAUUUGCAAACAAUCGUGCAUUUUUGGCACCAAUACUUCCAGUUUGGACAUUGAUAAGAUGAGCUCCUCUCUUCAGAUUCCUUCAAAACUUGUCGGAAUUCACUUCUUCAAUCCAGCCAAUAUUAUCAAAAUGGUCGAGAUUGUUUAUGGUUCGAACACGUCUCCAAACGCAGUGGCCACCGCCUUCGAAGCUUGCAAAGCGAUGAAGAAGCUUCCGGUGCUUGUCGGAAAUUGUCCAGCAUUUGUGUUCAAUCGAUUGCUCAGCGUCUAUAUUGCUCAAACACAGAAACUGUUGUACCAGUACGGAAUGCUUCCGAAAGACGUUGACCGAAUUGUGACUUCGUUUGGAUUGUUAAUGGGUCCGCUAACUAUGUGCGAUAUGAAUGGAUUGGAUGUGAUGGAAAAGCUCAAGAAGGAGCACAAUUAUGAAUUCACACCUAUUGAGGUUGAAUUAUUGAAAAGGAAACGAUAUGGAAGGAAGUCUAACAAGGGAUAUUAUAAGUAUGAUGAGCAAACUCAUAAGAAGGAUAACGAUAUGGAAGUUGAAGAGAUUAUUCGAAAAUUGUCGGCUGAUUCAAAAUACAAUAUUCAAUUAAUAUGCGAUAAGGAUGUUCUUGAGUUUUUGUUCUUCCCCAUGAUCAAUGAGGGCUUUCUAUGCAUCGAAGAAGGAAUGAUUCAUCACGAGAGCCUUAUUGACAUUAUGUUUGUUCUCGGAUUCGGAUGGCCGGCGGUGCAUGGCGGUCCGAUGAAGUAUGGAAGAAGUGUUGGUAUAACCAAGGUUGCCAAUACAAUGAGCCUUUGGAAUUCAUUAGAGCCAAAUGACCGCGUCUACCAAAUUGCGAAUACUUUGAAAAAUUUGAAUGAUCUGCAAUUCUCCAAAAUAUAA